AUGAAAUUUCAUAAUAAUAAGAUACAACUAUUUUCACUUAUUAUAGCUCAGCUGAUAAAUUACUGCUAUGCUCGAACCUGUUCUAAUGCAAACCUAACCUUCUUAAACCCCUACGCAUCCUCAUUCUCAGGUAGCUUUUUAGUGUAUACUCCUCAAGCUUCAGGGCAAACAACAUAUGACUAUAUUCUAGACUUUUUAGUUGAUGAUGGUGCACCAGAAACCGAUAGUUUUUACGGAAUAACAGACAUAAAUUAUGAAAUGGACGUUGAUGAUGACAGCUCUGAUAAUACAGCUACCCUAUUCGGUAGAACUAUAAAUGUUUCGAAUUUCACUGUCAAAGCUUCAGGUCUCUUUUACCCAAAAAUCAGUGGAAAUUAUAACUUUGAAAUUAGUGCCGAUGAUGCAGCUAUACUAUCAGUAAGAUCGCAUUAUGAUUAUUAUUGCUGUCACAAUUUUACUAUAGAUGCAAGCGAUCCAAUAGGAUUCUAUAAAACUAUUUAUGAAGACUUUACAGAUCUUCUAAAAGUCACAGGUUCACCAGACGAUGUAACCACGAAAACCAUAUAUUUAACUGCUGGGGCACCAGUACUUCUUUUAAUGACAUCCAUUAAUAGGUCAGGAGGCGCCAGCUUUAACAUGAAAAUCACCGACCCGAAUGGUGAUAUUAUAAGUGAUUUAACAGAUUAUUUAUAUGAGAAUAAGGGUAUGACUGUAAGGUGUCAUACCGAGGUGGAUAUUUUAGAGUCAGCAAGUGUACAAUCUAGCACAACUUACUCCACAGUAUUUUACACUACUACUGCCGAAAUUUUUGGAAUUAAAGAAACCCAAACAACUUAUUAUGUCAAAGUUCCUGAAACUAUGUCUUUGAGUUCUUCUUCUGUAGUUGAAUCAUCAUCUAGCAUAGUAUCAAGUUCGACUGUUAGUUCGGAACCCUCAUCGAGCGUGGUGUCUAGUUCAACACAAAAUGAAGAAUCCUCAACAAGUUUGGUAUCCAGUUCAACUGCGAACUCUAUCUUUUCUUCAAGUAUUAUUACUAGUUCUUCCCCAAGUAGCAAUCCGUUAUCUAUCACCGAAUCAAGCUCAAAUGAUAGCUCAAGCGAGUCAGCAAGUACUAUUUUGAGCGUUACUACAAGCGCAGAUUUAUCCUCAAGUGUAAUAUCAAGUUCCACUUCAAUUCCAGAUACAUCCUCGAGUUCUGUCGCAUAUUCAAGUUUAAAUUCUGGAGAAUCUUCCAUUUUUACCUAUAGUUCAACCGAUAACGGUGGUCAAAUAUCCAGUACCACCUCUAUCACAACACUGUCAUCACAAUCAAGCUCUACUGGAAUUAUUAACGAGAUAUCUAGUUCACUAGAAGACUUUAGCACAAGCAGUGCAUACACUUACUCAAACUCCUCAACGGUCAAAUCCACCGCCUCAAUCACCUCUAAACCAAUUUUAGGAUCCUCUGAAGUUAUCCAGUCAACCGAGGGAGAUUCUAAUUUGGGCCAAAAGACUUCGGUUACUGUUCCUUGUACUUCUGAAAAUUGCCAAAAAACUUCUACACAAUCAACAGAAUAUAUUACUAAAACUUCUAUUAUUACAUCGACAAUUGUUACUGAGUGUUCAGUUACAGACCAUAAUUCUAUUGAACUUGUAUUAUCAACAUACGUGACCGAGAUUACUACAGUUGCUACAAUCACAAGUUGUCCAGGUGGUUGCUCAAUAGAAGCAUCGAAAACGACCAAUUCUAAAGCUUCUGGAACCUCUGUGGUACAAGAGACAGAAGAAACUUCUGAAGCUCCAAUAAAGCAAGGAACCUCUACUGUCUCUAUGAAACAAGAAACAUCUAGAGCCCCAAGCAUCCAAGAGACAUCAAAAUCACAAGGUACCUCAAGUAGUUCUUACGUUGUUGAACUUAAUGAAAAUAGUAGUUCAAGGUCAAUGUUUGACUUUGCUGCCAUUUUUAUUUCUAUAAUAUCUGGGUUUUUUAUUUUCUAG
Molecule: messenger RNA, 1977 nt
Organism: Maudiozyma saulgeensis
Lineage: Eukaryota; Fungi; Ascomycota; Saccharomycetes; Saccharomycetales; Saccharomycetaceae
Source: the annotation of a GenBank genome assembly